AUGAAGGGGCUGGCGCUGCUGCCACUGCUGCUGGCCACCUGCUUGCUGGGGGCGCGGGCGCAGCGCCGGGUCUACCUGCGCGAGGAGUUCCAAGAUGGGGGUGAGGGGCUCGGCGGAGCGGGAGGGGAUGGGGGGGCGAAGGUAGACCGGACCCCACCUGCUCCUCCUCAACCACCUGCCCCAGCCGUCUACAGUUCAAAUCUCUGCUCCUUCCUUUCUGGCUGUGUGACCCUGGAUAGAUGGAAAAAACGAUGGGUUGAAUCUAGACAUAGGCUGGAUUAUGGUAAAUUUCAGCUCACUGCAGGAAAAUUUUACAGAGACAAAGAAGAGAGUAAAGGUCUCCAGACCAGUGAAGAUGCCAAGUUUUAUGCCCUCUCCACCAGGUUCAAGCCAUUCAGCAAUGAGAAUAAGACCUUGGUGGUUCAAUUUUCAGUAAAACACAAGCAAGGCAUCCAUUGCGGUGGUGGGUUCAUGAACUUUCCUGACACCCUGAACCAGGAGGAUAUGCAUUCAGAAUCCGAGUAUUCCAUCAUGUUUGGCCCUGACAUCUGUGGCUUUGGCAACAACAAAGUACAAGUCAUCCCUCGUUAUCAAGGGAAAUACCAUGAGAACAACAAGACCUUCAAGCACAGGAUCAAUAAAGACACUCACCUGUACACUCUGAUUAUUUGCCCCAAUGCUACUGACGAGGUCAAAAUUGACAACCAGCAAGUAGCAGCUGGGGACCUGGAGGACGACUGGGACUUCUUGCCUCCCAGGAAGAUAAAAGACCCCUAUGCCCGGAAACCAAGGAAAUGGGAUGAGCACCUACAAAUAGAGGAUCCUGAAGAUAAGAAACCUGAGGACUGGGAAGACUUCGAAUAUAUCCCAGACCCGGAAGCCAAGAAGCCAGACGACUGGAAUGAGGCAAUGAAUGCGGAGUGGGAAGGGACCCUGAUACCAAACCUGAAGUGUAAGGGACAAUGUAAACCUCAGAUCAUUCACAAUCUCAGUUACCAGGGGGAGUGGAUUCAUCCAGAAAUAGACAAUCCUGAAUAUAAACCCAACCCAACCAUUUGUCACUAUUAUAACAUUAGUGUCCUUGGCCUGGACCUUUGGCGGGUGAAAUCAGGCUGCAUCUUUGACAAUUUCCUUCUUACAAAUGAUGAAGAGUUUGCAGAAGAGGCUGGAAAUAAGACCUGGGGAAUAAGAAAAAGGGACGGCUCCAAGGUUUUUGACCUCAAUGACAAGAAGGAUGGAGUUAUUGAGGAUGAGCUUUGGGGCACCCCAAUAUUUAGAGAUCAGGGAGAUAAAGUGGAACCAGCAAACAAAACAGAAAGGGUAGCCGGCGAGGUAGGAAGAGAACCAGGACAUUAUCCUGUAGGCCAAGUGAAGAAAGUAUUUUAA
Messenger RNA from Physeter macrocephalus (sperm whale), 1386 nucleotides. RefSeq names its product calreticulin-like. Gene Ontology annotation, cellular component: endoplasmic reticulum membrane; endoplasmic reticulum. Gene Ontology annotation, biological process: protein folding. Gene Ontology annotation, molecular function: calcium ion binding. The record is from RefSeq and is a predicted model, not a curated record. NCBI's taxonomy places the organism in Eukaryota, Metazoa, Chordata, Mammalia, Artiodactyla, Physeteridae.